Messenger RNA from Archocentrus centrarchus (flier cichlid), 3709 nucleotides. RefSeq lists its product as uncharacterized. NCBI's taxonomy places the organism in Eukaryota, Metazoa, Chordata, Actinopteri, Cichliformes, Cichlidae. Gene Ontology annotation, biological process: cytokine-mediated signaling pathway. The record is from RefSeq and is a predicted model, not a curated record. Gene Ontology annotation, molecular function: cytokine receptor activity; protein binding. Gene Ontology annotation, cellular component: plasma membrane. The coding region runs from base 337 to 2679 and encodes 780 amino acids. The transcript is spliced from 15 exons.
AGGCAGCGGGCGGUAGCAGCUUGUUUCGUUCCUGUGACUGACGGAGAGCUAACGGACAGUCACGGACGAGCUCACCGGGACAGGUAGCUGUCGGCUCACACGGACUCACUGAUCGGUGAUCAGCCUCUACGGGAGCCCGGGAGGAGCGAGCCCGCCAGCCGGAGAUGCGGAGGGAUUUCCGGAGAGUGGGCGGUUUGAGAAAUACCAAGAGUUUAAUCUGUGGACACGCCGCCGUGUGAUGGGCGCUUUAUCGUUCCGUGGCAGGAAAGUGAAAGCAGCUGCUGUCUGUGCGUUCAGGAGCUGAAGCUGAAGCUCGGCAGAUGUGCUCCAGCUGUCAUGACUCCUCUCCUCUGGAUGCUCUCGUGGGUGCCUGUGGUCCUGCCAGCUGUGGGUGAGCUCCCGACACCCAUCAACGUCACCCUGACCUCACUGAACUUCACUUAUAUACUGAAAUGGGAGGCGGGGCCAGACACACCUGAUGGAGUCCACUAUAAAGUUACCUAUGUGCCUUACAGGAAUCAUUUGUGGGACCCAGUGUCCGGCUGUGAGUGCGUGCAGAAGCCUCUGGUUUGUAACCUGACAGCGGUGUUCUCUAACCCGAUGAUGGCAUACCUCACGAGGGUUACAGCUCACCUGGGAGAGCGGGCCUCACCUCCAGGAAACAGCCAGUAUGGCCAGUAUGGAUUCAAACCCGUCUCACAGCUGAGCCUCCCGCUGCUGAGCGUCACACCCAGCGGCAGAGACCUGAGGGUGGAGCUUCAGCCGUCCGUGGAGAGAUUCAAGGACGCCUACAAAAAGCUCAGUUACGAGCUGCAGCUCAGGAGCAGCAAAGACAAGCCACAGAACAUAACGAUUCCGUCUCUGAUGCACCUGUGGGAUAACCUGGCGCCCGGCAGGCAGUACUGCGUCGCUGUGCGAUUCAACGACAAAACUGAGAAUCUUUAUUCCCACUUCAGCCAGCCUAAAUGUGCUGUGAUACCAACCAUCUUCUCUGCAGAUCCGCUGAUCUCGGGAACAUUGUGCUUGAUGGUGAUCGUCAUAGUGGUCUUCGUCAUCUUGCUGAUCUGGACCGGGUACAUCUGUCCGAGAUGGAGGCCGCUGCCCCUGGUCCUGACCACCAUCCAUAGCCUGGACCAGGUGCAGGUCCGUGAUCGCUGCAUCAUCUCCCUCCUGAGUGUUGAGCCGCCGGCGCCCUCUGCAGGCAAGAAGAGAAGCAGCCAUUCUUCAUCGGACGAGAGCGAUGAGGACGGUGAGACGGAGAGCACCGGCGUCAGCGCGGGAGGGGCGUACACAGAGCGGGGGGGCGCUAACCCCCUCUCCUCUUCAUCAUCGUGUCUGUCCCAGCCCAAACCGCCGCCUGACCUCUCCUCCAAUCAGCUGCCGUCCUCACAGAGUGAUGCCCAGAUUUCAACAGGAAGUCCACCCAGAGCUGGCCUGGAGCUGAGGACCGACUGUGGAGGAAGAGCAAAGGAGGAGGAGGAGGCCCAGGAUGUGAACCUCCUCACGCUAACUUUUGGCAGGGUUGAACAGGAGGAGGAAGAGGAGGAGGAAGAAGAGGAAAAAUCAGACCUCAAUGUGCAGGAGGUGGAGUUUGACCCCGUGCUUCCCACGGAGGACACCACAAGAGCAGUGUAUGAAGAUGAGGAGGAGGAGUGUGGAUAUAUGGGGCGCCCCCGUGUCGUUGUGUCCUCAAACCCACAAACAACAGGCUUAUCAGCCACUUUGAGGCAGUUUAACUUUGGCACAGUCUAUGGAGGCACGAUGGGGCUGUGGAUGCUGCUGCUCCUGCAUUUACACCUGGUGAGGUGCAUUUCCCUUUCUGCACCCACCAAAGUUUCCAUCUCUUCCUUCAACAUGGAGCACACCCUCAGCUUCCUGCCAGGCCCCCAGACCCCCUCCGACGCAAGCUUCACAGUAGAAGUUCUCUGCUCCAGGAAGCAGUCAUGGAAACCGGUGGCUGCCUGUGUGGCACUGAAGGCCGGGCAGACGUGCGACCUGACCAGAGCCUUCAAGGACCCGCUCGACCAUUACGUGGCUCGUGUCCAGGCCUUCACGGACACCUGGAGGUCCAACUGGACCGAGGCAAAACACUUCCAGCCGCUGUCAGACACUGUGAUUGGACCUCCUGACAUGGUGGUGUCUGGAUGUGGGAACUGUUUAAUCCUGCACCUCACAUUUCCGGUGACCCAGGUGAUCGACUACCUGAAGGAGUCCUACGCAGACUUGAUCCUCCAUGUGCGAAGAACCCGGGAUGGAGCACAGUUCACACUGCACAUGCCGUACUCUGAGGAGACUGUGAUCAGGUACCUGCAGAGAGGUGUGGAGUACUGUGUGACCGUCUCCGUCAGGCAUUUCUACACCACAGCCAUCCCGAGCGAGCCUCACUGCGCCUUCACCAGCCCCCCUCCAAGCACCACCUCACUGUACAUGGUCUUGGGCCUGCUGGGUUCCUUCUGCGUGCUGAUGUUUCUCCUGACGGUGCUGGUCGUCUGUGGCAGUCAGCUGACCCUGAAAUGGCGCCGCCCCCAAACUCCGUCAUAUGUCCUCUUCUACCACCGUGGAAAUGCUACGCCUGGACUCUUGCAUCAAAUCUCAAAUGAUAGCAGCUCCUCCAACCAGCUGAAGAGGAGCUGCUCAGAGGAGCCGGAGCGAGGCUGGAGACCAGAGGAGCCUAUUUAGCUGGAGCCGACUCGGCUCAGUGGGUGUGAGGGCUUCAGGAUUAGUGGGGGAAAAGAUACAUAACCUCUGAAGUCCCAUAAGGUCAUUUUUUAAAAUCUCCUGCAAGCAAAUUAAUGUCUUACAAAGAAGCAGGUGAUAUGUUGGAGAAAUAAGAAAAUAACUGAUUCCCACAAGAUACGGUCAGAUCCCCCACAGUGGACUUUAAAUCAGUCAGGAUGUGAUUGAAGUGCAGACUUUCUGCUUUAGUUAACAAAAUGUGCCAUAAAGUGUUUAAGAAUUACAGCCAUCUUUAAACAGGCCCACAUUUUCAGAGUAUCAGUAAGUACAAGGAUUGUUCUCAUCCAUCCACCCACCCAUCCACUUCUGAGUGUCUGAAAAUGGGGAACUGGUUCUAAAUCUGGCUGUAAUUCCUCACCAGCUAAUGCAGUACUUUAGUUAACCCCCAUGAACUGAAGCUGGACGUCUGCACUGCUGCUGCACAGAGGCAAAACUACAAAAACCAGGUCACUGUCCAAAAACCUGUGGACCUGAUCUGUGCACAGGUCAUUCUUUUGUGCACAGACUGUUCUCACAUGAACAUGAUCACACGAGGAAACAAGUCCCACAAGAAUUAGUUCCCACCCUCCUCACUGUAACUAUGUAACCUGUUAUAAUCCUGACAAUAUUUACCAUUUCUUCUAAAUCUGGGUACAUUUUCUGUAGUUUUAUAACACAGAGCAGGUCUUUAACAGGGACAGGAAGUGAAAAUAGGAAUAACCCUAAAAACUUAGUGUUACUGUGUGUUUAUAUGUGAAGUGUCACUGUGAAGCCUUCCUGCAUUCCUUCUUUUCUUUGCUAAUAAGUCGAGCGAUGCUUUUAUUCUCACCGUGACUGCCAUCAGGCCCAGUUCAACUGGUUUUCUGGGAAGUGAUGGCUCAGAAAGGUGGAGCCAUCUGAGCUCCACCCUGAUGAUAUCAAAGCUUGUGCCUGUCCUCAAAUUCUGAAUGAACUUUAAUGUGAUUGUUUUGAAAUAAAGGAAGCUGUCUGUAAA